Molecule: messenger RNA, 2789 nt
Organism: Coccinella septempunctata (seven-spotted ladybird)
Lineage: Eukaryota; Metazoa; Arthropoda; Insecta; Coleoptera; Coccinellidae
Product: spondin-1-like
Exons: 10
Coding region: 173-2521 (782 amino acids)
Biological process (GO): cell adhesion
Cellular component (GO): extracellular matrix
Source: RefSeq, a predicted model, not a curated record
GUUCUUGAUAAUUUACUACGAAUUUAGUUCAAGAUUCGCUAAUGAAGAGCAAAGUUCGGAGCUUAUUCAUUCAUACAUGACCCUGUUAUAUUUUGUGUGAGUGAUAAACUGUUCGAAAUUUUGAUUGCUGUGUUCUGAAUGAGUCAAUGAAGGUAAAGAACUAACUAGAAUAAUGAUGAAUGCUUGGCUCACAUUCCUGAGUAUUUUACUCAUUCAACAAGUAGAUGUUAGAGCUCUCAACAGAUGCAACAGAACUCCUGAUGGAAUAUUAAGGCCAAAGAACUCUGACGGCAUAAAAUAUACUAUUGAAAUUUCUGAUGAUCCAGAUAGUUACGUUGCCGGAGAAACUUAUACAGUUAUACUUAAGGGCAACCCCUUAAUUGGCAGCAAACACAUGUUCAAAGAGUUCAUGCUAUCAGUGGAACCAGAAAAUAUGGAUAAUCAAAUGGAACUCGGUCAUACUAGAGUAGGAUAUUUCAGACUGGUUAACCAUCAACUCUCAAAAUUCAGCAGUAUGUGCGAGAAUACCAUCACCCAGACUAAUUCUGUUUCUAAAGACUUCAUUCAAGUUUACUGGAUUGCACCCCCUACAGGUAGUGGAUGUGUGGCAUUUAGAGCUACUGUGGUUGAGAAUAAAGAGAGCUGGUUCAGUGAAGACGGACUCUUGACCAAAAUCAUGUGCGAGGAAGCUUCGGAAAAUGAGGAUUUGCAGCCGGUGGUUCUCGAAGAAUGUUGUGCUUGCGAUGAAGCCAAAUACGAGCUCGUAUUUGAAGGUUUGUGGACAAGAAACACCCACCCUCAAGACUAUCCUUCCAAUAUAUGGUACACUAAGUUUGGAGAUAUUGUGGGGGCUUCACAUGGCUACGAUCAAUCCUUCUGGAAAUAUGAAGAUUAUGCAAGUGAAAGUUUGAAAAUCUUAGGUGAAAGAGGUGAUACCAGAAGUCUUGAAAAGGAACUGAAAGAGAAAAUGGGAAAAUCUGUAAGGACUAUCAUCAAGGCUAAUGGCUUAAGAUACCCGAAUAUAACAGGGAAAACCUUCGCAUUCUUCAGAGUCGACGCAAAAAACCAUCUGAUUUCAAUCGUCACGAAAAUCACUCCUUCCCCGGAUUGGAUUCUGGGAGUGUCAAAUUUUGAAUUAUGUCGUGACGAUUGCACUUGGACUGAGAAGAGGGUCUUGAAUUUGUAUCCAUGGGAUAUUGGCACCGAUGAUGGUCUAUCGUAUAAUAGUCCCAAUGAACCUUUGUCUGAACCCAAGACCAUUCAGAAAAUAAGAACCGACAGUCCAAAUUCGCCAUUUUUCGAUCAAGAAGGCAAAGAAAUGAAGCCGUUUGCAAAACUGUAUCUUACCAGACUGAAGACAUACAAAAAAGAAUGUGCUGAAGAGCAAGUCACAACGAGUGAUCCGUCAGAAAUGACUACAACGGAAGAAGAAAAAUGUCCCACCACGGAUUGGUCUGAACCGUCGCCCUGCUCAGUGACUUGUGGAAAGGGAACUAUGUUAACGGAGAGAGAAUUUCUUAAUCCUGAAGAUGGCGAAGAUGAGGAGUGUAUCCAGUUGAAGCCUUUGAGAAAUGUAUAUCCUUGCAAUAUGGGUAAAUGUCUUCUGCCAGCCAACGAUACGAAAUGCGAACUAACGGAAUGGAGCGAAUGGUCCAGCUGUACUGUUCCUUGUGGAAUAGGAACGAAAACGCGUGAUAAGAAGUUCAAAUAUCCCGAGUUUAGCGAUGAAUGCGAGAAUAACAAUCCUUCAGAUUUACAGGAAAACGGGGAAUGUGACAACGACGGGAAGGUCUGCGAGGAAACUGAAACAGAGAACCCCAAAUGCGCAGAUUUGAAGUGGGGAGAUUGGAGUAUUUGUAAUACAACAUGUGGAGAAGGAAUUAAGACAAGAUUGAGAUCAUCGGAGAAUAGCGACAAGGAAGAAAUUGAACAACUGGGGUGUAAAAACAUGGAGUUUGUUCAUUGUACAGAAAAAUGCACAGAAGAAAAUUCAGGACAGAAUGUUGGUGGGUUGGAUAUUGCCAAUCAAGUAACUACAGAAAUAUAUUCAGAGCCUUAUGGUAUAGUUACCAAUUGCAAAGUAUCUGGAUGGUCUAUUUGGGGUCCAUGUGAAUUACCGAAUGGAAAAUGUGGAAAGGGACGCAAGUAUGCACAUCGCCAAAUAGAACAACACCCAAUGAACGGGGGAAAACCCUGCCCUAGUAAACUGAUACGGUCAAGGCUGUGUCAAGUAUCCUGUCAUCCAAGGAAACAACAUGUCACAACAAGUCCAACGACAUUAGAAACCACUGUUCCUACAGAACCCACGAAAUUAGAGGAUGAGCCUGUCGACUGCGUUAUGUCUGAUUGGUCACAGUGGUCACCUUGCAGUUUCAAUUGUGGUGAUUCUGCUGUUCAACAAAGGACAAGAAGCAUCAGAAUCUACCCAAAAAAUGGUGGGAAACCAUGCGGAUCAAGGCUUGAUGAGAGAAAUUGCCCCCUUCCUUUAGCUUGCUCGGACAAAGGUGUACCUAUUAUAUAAUUCAUCUAUGAAUACUGGCAUACUGCAUUUUAGGGGGAACAAUUGGAGAUCAUUUUCAAGGAAUUAUAAUGCAACCUUGCAUUCAGAUUGUAGGAAAUUACAUUUGUAAAAAAUAUUAGAUAAUUAAGAUAAAGUUUUAUUCAUGAGGCAUUGCUUCAUAACUGAUUUGAUAUAUUAUAUAGAGUAUCAUUUUCUUAGUUAGUAUUUAUGUUUGAGAUGAGUAGUGAGUAUGUAGUAUAUUAAAUAUAAUAAAAAUUAUUCUCUGUAA